Messenger RNA from Diuraphis noxia (Russian wheat aphid), 780 nucleotides. RefSeq lists its product as uncharacterized. Gene Ontology annotation, cellular component: nucleus. Gene Ontology annotation, biological process: neuron differentiation; regulation of transcription by RNA polymerase II. The record is from RefSeq and is a predicted model, not a curated record. Gene Ontology annotation, molecular function: DNA-binding transcription factor activity, RNA polymerase II-specific; RNA polymerase II transcription regulatory region sequence-specific DNA binding. NCBI's taxonomy places the organism in Eukaryota, Metazoa, Arthropoda, Insecta, Hemiptera, Aphididae.
CGUAGUUGUGGUAGUUGUGGUGAUCAUAUUGCUGCUGGUGAAUUGGUAAUGCGAGCAGGCGAGUGCGUUUUUCAUGAACAGUGUUUUGUCUGUGUAGUGUGCGGUAUACGUCUAUGCACUGGUGAUCAGUACGUAAUCAAGCAUUCUCAGUUAUUUUGUCGUCCAGAUUAUGAGAAAGAGGUGAACAUGAUGCGAGACGAAAUCAAUCGAAACACAGGAGAUUGGAGUUAUAACCACGAUGGUCGYCGUGGACCUAAGCGUCCCAGAACGAUACUUACUACCCAACAACGACGGGCGUUCAAAACAUCAUUUGAACUAAGCCCAAAACCGUGUAGAAAAGUUAGAGAAAGUCUUGCGCACGAUACAGGCUUAAGUGUUCGCAUUGUCCAGGUUUGGUUUCAAAAUCAAAGAGCAAAAAUGAAAAAGAUCCAAAAAAAAGCAAAACUUAAUAGUAACAGUUUAGUCACCACAUCAAAUAAUACUAAUGGAAAUAAUAAUUGUAGUGGAGCUGAAAGUGGUAAUUCUUGUAGUUCGAGUGGACUACUUCAAUCAGCUAUAAAAGACGAGCAAUAUAACUUGAACAACCGCCAAGAACCAAAUUACAUAACACCAGACAUUAUGUUACCUAAACACAUUUAUGGUGGUUUCGUAUCACAGGAGACUGUUAUCCGAUGUGGUUCAAAUCCUAUUGAUCGGUUGUACUCAAUGCAAGCAUCAUAUUUUUGUAACAAUAUAUCUGAUGACACUAGCUCAUUACAGCUAGAAGAACACCAAUCAUAA